GCCAUCCUGAGCGACCCGUGAGCGAUGGAGGAAACUCGCCAGCUCUUUCGUCCCGCCCGCUGGGCCGCGCCGGACCUGACAAGUAUAGUGAGCUCGCCAGCUCUUUGCGCCGCGUGGCACUUCGCGACAUCGAUCGUUACUUUGCGUGGCAGGUCCAACCGACCUUGCCAGUGUCCGCAGAGUGCGGCGCCAAGAUCGUUCCUUUGCCAGUGAUCAUGUCGCAGACCAACCUUGUUGGCUUUCUGUCCAACUUUGUUGGCGUUCUGUCGGGAGCGAAGCAGGCUGGCAGGUGGAUCCCGGAGGCCAAGAUCUGCGAGCGCGCCCCCCCGGGUUCGCCCAACUUGGACUUUUCUCAAGCGGUCUUCGUCCACCCAGAGGUGAAGAUCUGGGGGCAACUGUUGAUGGAGAAGAUGAAAACCUAUGGUUGUGUCGAGCGUGUGACAGCGCGGACUGGAGAGUUAGCCCUGGUCAUGGAUGGACAUGCAUGCGAUGUGGCAAUGACAGUUGGAUGUUUGUGCCAAAUGCCCCACCUAGCAAUGCUGGCAGCCGUAGAAACCAUGAUGAUCCAGAUGAUGCCUCGCUGCAGGAAGCCUAUGCUGAGUCAGACAGUGACAGCAGAUCCUUCGGUCGACCCAGUCACCCUAUCUCCAAUGAAUAUGUCGAGACGUCAGCGUAGAGCCUUGAAGCGUCGCAAUCCUGGCAAUCCUAAAGUUGCACGAGGUCACAUCGUUUCACGAGUUUCCAAAGAACCUGCUUUGACCGCCUCACCUGCUCGCGAACUUUUGAAUUCCAAAGGUGGCUCGGGCAAGGGCAAAGGCUAUGGCGGCACUGGAAGUGAUGCAAGUUCAAAGCAUGCUGGAUGGCGAGAUGCAAUGCUGCGGGAUCUACAUAGCAUGAUUGCGAAGAAUGCUGAGGAGAAGCCCUGGUCCAUUCGAAAGGGGCCAGCACCAGGCUUGAAAUACCGCGGUGGCACACCUCCUGCACCACCGCAAUGGACAUACAACAAAGGAGAUCUCCAAGCAUUUCAACGCUGGGAACGCAAGUUGACCGUUUGGAGGCGACAGAUUGCCUCAUACCUUCCUCCAAACGAAGCUGCAAUGAUGCUCUAUGUCAGUCUGAAAGGAGAAGCCGAAGAAGAGCUUGAACAUGCAAGCUUGGACCGCAUCGACUCUGAGGGCGGUGUGGACUAUAUCCUCGAGACUUUGAGAGCUCCAUUGAUGGUCAAAGGUAUCUACUUGAAGCGCAAGUUCUUGGAUGAGUUUGAGCGCCUGCAACGACGCCAUGGUGAAUCUGUGAAAAGCUUUUGCAACAGGUAUCACCGUGUUGAGCGUUCACUGCAGAGUGUCGGUGUUGACACGAGCCACAUGUACGACACUGAGGCUGCAGGAUCUCGCUUGCUGGAUAGACUUCGACUUGGCAUUGAUGCCCAGCGAAUGAUCUUGGUGGCAACAUCUCAGUCUUUGAGAUAUCAGGAUGUGAAGGACGCUGCAGAGAUUCAGUUUCCUGACCACCGUCCUACACCUCCAGUGGUCUACACCAGAGACUUUGACAAGGAUGAUAAGCCACAACAGCCACGAGAUUCGAACAAGCCCAACAGCAACUACCGACCUCCUGCCCAACAAGGCAAAGGCCAACAGAAGGGCAAGCCCAGCCAGAACUCUGCCUUUGUCAAAAAGACCUACGUUGCUGAGACCGGCGAAAACGCCGAUGAUGCCAAGGAUGACACGCAGGAUGACCCUGCAGCCAACGAUGGGCCCAAUGAAAAUGACGAAGAUGCAUUUGAAGGACAAGAUGAUCCUGAAUAUCAACAAGCAGCUGACGAUGAUGAAGACGGCCAAGAUGGCGACGUCUUUCAUGAACUUCAAGAAGCAGCCAAUUGCCUGACUGUCACUGCCCGCAGAUUGCAAGGCUUGACACUGGGCCGCAAGUUCACUGGCGGCAAAACGAUCAAGCAGCGCAAGCAAGAGUCGCACUGCUCAGUGUGCGGCGAAAAAGGUCAUUGGAAAGGUGACCCAGAAUGUAGCGCCACUGCCGACUCCAAGGGCAACGACAACAGCCGAGGCAAAGCCUACGGCAAAACGUCAGCUGGAUCCUCCUCUCAGAACAAGCCCCCUGCGAGAAAGGUUUUGCAUGUGCAGCAUGGGGAUGGAAGCCGGCGAUCAGUCACUUUUGAGGAUGAGUACGAAGAUGACACUGCAAAGACCUAUGGCACGUUUUUCACUUACAUGGUCACGCAUCAUAUCGCCGACGCCCAUCAAGUUUUUGGCAAUUUCAACCCCAAGUUCACCAAAGUGAUGGUUUUGGAAACAGCAUGCCAGAAAUCAUGUUGCAGCACUGCAUGGUUGGAUGGUAAGAAAGCUUCACUAGCCGAGUUCAAGCUUCGAGUGCGCACCAUUCCCAACAGAGAAGCCUUCAUCGGGUUGCUCAACACCACCGUGCCCAUCUGUCAGAUUGCAGGCCACUUAGCACUGGAUAUUUCAAAGUUUCCGAAGAUGGCAAGCAGUUCUCAGAUGUGGAGACAAUACCAUGAGAUGUGUUUGCAACCUGAACAUGAUCCUGAACUCCUCUAUUUCUCUGCAGAAGGCUCAAGCGACCAAUUCGAUCUACGACACCGUGAUUCCCAUGAACAAGGGACCACCACCAGCAUGGCUGCAGAACUGGCGACAGAUGGUUCGCCGAUUCCGACAUGUCGAGAUGUGGAUGGCCACCAUGAUGGUGCAAGCAGUGCGGCUGGGCCUACGACCUCGAAGAUGGAUCCAACACCAAGACCCGUUGGACAUGGAACUCCAAGAGGCCCUGCUGAACAAAGCCACCAAACCAUGUGCUCACGAGAAGAUGCACCGCAAUGGGAAUCGAAGCGGAAGCUUCGCCAAGUGCCUGAUGUGCGAGAAAAAGUGGAAGUGGUCCGAAGACGAAGAUCGAUGGACAGACCUGGUAUCCUCCAAGCGACAGCCACUGCCAUUGCCUUCAUCUUCAACAGCUUCGAACUUCCUGGACAAAGCUCGACGCCCAGCUUGGGCACUGAUGGCAACUUCUUCCACGACACCACCACCUCCGGGACCACCUGGUCUGAAGGCCCUGACUGGCUCGAAGUUAUCGGCAGAAACAACGUCGCAGGGCACAGCAACACCCUUGACAACUGCGACAAGACAGCCACGAGGAGCCAAACCAAAGAACUCAAGCAAGAAGAGAUCAACUCCAACCGAGGAAGUGGAGGAGGUGGAGAGCUCGGAGUACGAAUGGGAACAAGUAGGUUGAAGAAAGGCAAUCAAACCUGGCUGACAGGCCAUCUCCGUAGCACGGCCAAGAUUUACGACUUUGAGACAAAGACCUAUGAGGCCCUGCUCACCUAUGUGGAGAAAAUGGCAACUGGCCCCAAGAUUGACCUUUUAGAAGUGUUUGCAGGUUCGGCUAACCUGACAUUCCGUGCUCCCAAGUUCAAUUUGAACGCUCUCGAGGCCAUGGACAAGACCAUCAAUGUGGACCUUAAAACUGCAGAAGGCCGCAAGUUCCUUUGGCAAGUGGUCAAGAAGUUCAAACCUUCCAAAAGUGGUCGCGGUAAGCGCAUCAACAUGUCCAUGCGGUUGUUGUUUGAUGGUUGUGCAGACAAGACCUGCGUAUUCUAUGUGCAUGCCUUGCUUGAAUCGUACUGCAGUUUGAUACCAGUCUUGCUGUCCAACCAAGAUCUUCCAGCUCGACACUUAGCAACGCUGCGAUUGGAGGUGGUGCAAUGUUUGGAGCUCCGUCUUCCAGCUCGGCAUGCGGCAGUGCUACGAUUGGAGGUGGUGCUGCGUUGCCAGGUGCAGCGUUUGGAGCUCCAUCUUCACCAUCUUCGAGCUCGGCAUGCGGCAGUGCUACGGUUGGAGGUGGUGCUGCGUUGCCAGGUGCAGCGUUUGGAGCUCCAUCUUCAUCAUCUUCGAGCUCGGCAUGCGGCAGUGCUACGGUUGGAGGUGGUGCUGCGUUGCCAGGUGCAGCGUUUGGAGCUCCGUCUUCAUCAUCUUCGAGCUCGACAUGCGGCACUGCGUUGCCAGGUGCAGCGUUUGGAGCUCCGUCUUCAUCAUCUUCGAGCUCGGCAUGCGGCACUGCGUUGCCAGGUGCAGCGUUUGGAGCUCCGUCUUCAUCAUCUUCGAGCUCGGCAUGCGGCAGUGCAGCGGGUGGAGGUGGUGCUGCGUUGCCAGGUGCAGCGUUUGGAGCUCCAUCUUCACCAUCUUCGAGCUCGGCAUGCGGCAGUGCUACGGUUGGAGGUGGUGCUGCGUUGCCAGGUGCAGCGUUUGGAGCUCCAUCUUCAUCAUCUUCGAGCUCGGCAUGCGGCAGUGCUACGGUUGGAGGUGGUGCUGCGUUGCCAGGUGCAGCGUUUGGAGCUCCGUCUUCAUCAUCUUCGAGCUCGACAUGCGGCACUGCGUUGCCAGGUGCAGCGUUUGGAGCUCCGUCUUCAUCAUCUUCGAGCUCGGCAUGCGGCACUGCGUUGCCAGGUGCAGCGUUUGGAGCUCCGUCUUCAUCAUCUUCGAGCUCGGCAUGCGGCAGUGCAGCGGGUGGAGGUGGUGCUGCGUUGCCAGGUGCAGCGUUUGGAGCUCCAUCUUCACCAUCUUCGAGCUCGGCAUGCGGCAGUGCUACGGUUGGAGGUUACGCUGAUGGCGAUGGUGCACCCAGAUAAGCAUCCGCCGAACGCUUUAGAAGAAGACCACAACUGGUGGUUGGAG
Cladocopium goreaui is the source of this 4700-nucleotide messenger RNA. The record is from the annotation of a GenBank genome assembly. NCBI's taxonomy places the organism in Eukaryota, Dinophyceae, Suessiales, Symbiodiniaceae.